UGCAAAUAAGGCAAAGGAAGAGGAGAGAGAAUAUAUCGAUUUACGGCAAGAAAAGCAAAAGGACUAUAAACGGGGAGGCCCUCUCACGCAACGUGUGCAAUUAUAUAAAAAUUUGUAUAUCUAGUAAAAUGUCAAUACAUAUGUAGUUAUUUUUCACUAACAACUCGAUAAAUGAUUGAAAUUGGAACCGGCAAGGGAGACACGCAAAAUGAGAGAGAGAAGAUGCUGUGAUACGCCUACUGGCUGUGAUAGAGGGAGGGGGUGAUACGGUAAAGAUGGUUGUUUUGCAAGGGGUGCGUGCAUCUUUCUUCAAAACAAAUCGCUACAAUGUAGCUGUUGGACGUAUAACAUAUAUUUUCACUUUACAAAGAAAAUUCAAAAAUGAUCCGAUUUUGACAGACGUGGAUAGAUACAGGCGAACCACAGUGUAUGGCAGCACUUGUGCGGCUAACUCGAAGAAAACAUGCUGCUCCACUUGUGAUAACCGGCCUGACAGUGAAUACCAUUUACAUCAGUCUGCAUUGAACUAUAAGGACGUUUUAUGUUGCAAUACAUUGUUUGAAUGAAUGGAUGUAGCAGGUUGAAUAUAGACAAGAAAUGGUGCAGUCAACACGAACGUUGAUAAAUAUCUAUACAUGAUUGUUGCUGUCAAACUGAAAUAGCAAUUAGUACUUGUUAUGCUAUGUGGAUUGACCAAUGUAUCACAAACGAAGCUAGUUAAAACCUGAAAACUGACAUAUAGGCCAACCAUGUUAUCAUUCUUGUCAUACUUGUUAUCGUGAUAGGUGUUGCUAUUUUGAGUUUAGGCCAGUGCAUAACAUGAUAUUUGUUCCAUCCAAUCCAUUUACUCAGCUGUUGAUUGUUCAGUUUCAAUAUAAGACGUCUAUAUUCACCAAGAAGUAAAACCUCACAAAUCAGUGAAGGUAGUAGGUUUUGUCUGGGAAGGUGAAAUAUAUCCCACAAUUCUUAAUUCAGGAUUUAUCCUGCCUUGAACUCAGACUGGAGUUAUAGGUCUACAUCUCAAAGUAGCAUAGCAAUCUUUUCCUAACCAUUACUUGCCAUUGUUAUACAGACUUCCUUUUUUAUUUGGGGACACUAAUUCGUGAAAUUCACCAAGAUAUAGAGCUAGUUAUCAACAUUGGUCACUAUAAGUUCUAGUCGAUAGUUAGAGCAGUAUGAGUAAGGAACUGUCACUAACUCAGACAGCUCAAUAUGUUGGGCCAUAUCGAAUGGAAAAAACACUGGGAAAGGGCCAGACAGGCUUGGUGAAGCUUGGAGUUCACUGCAUUACAGGACAGAAGGUGGCCAUCAAAAUAGUCAACAGGGAGAAGCUGUCAGAGUCAGUUCUGAUGAAGGUGGAGAGGGAGAUUGCCAUCCUGAAGCUGAUUGAGCAUCCGCAUGUGUUGAAGUUGCAUGACGUUUACGAGAAUAACAAAUAUCUGUACCUGGUGUUAGAGCAUGUGUCAGGUGGGGAGUUAUUUGAUCUGGUGAAGAAAGGUAGGCUGACACCUAAAGAGGCCAGGAAGUUCUUCCGACAAAUCAUAUCGGCCCUGGACUUCUGUCACAGUCAUUCUAUCUGUCACAGAGACCUGAAGCCGGAGAACCUGCUCCUGGAUGAGAAGAACAACAUCCGCAUCGCAGACUUCGGCAUGGCCUCCCUACAGCUGGGGGACAGCCUGCUGGAGACCAGCUGUGGAUCCCCACACUAUGCCUGUCCAGAAGUGAUCCGGGGAGAAAAGUAUGAUGGUCGCAGGGCAGAUGUGUGGAGCUGUGGAGUCAUCCUUUUUGCUCUGCUGGUGGGCGCCUUACCAUUUGACCAUGACAACCUGCGUCAGCUCCUUGAGAAGGUGAAGAGCGGGGUGUUUCACAUGCCUCACUUCAUCCCACCAGACUGCCAGGCACUGCUCAAAGGCAUGAUCGAGGUUGACCCCGACAAGAGACUUAAGCUAGAUGCCGUCCAGAAGCACUCCUGGUAUCAGUCGGGUCGUAACGAGCCAUGUCCCGAGCAGCCCCCUCCCAGGCAUGUGUAUAUGGGGCACAUCCUGUGUUUGACCGAGCUGGACCCGGACUUGCUGGACAGCAUGCACUCUCUGGGCUGCUUUAGAGACAGCGGGAAACUCACGUGCAACCUGCAGUGUGAAGAAGACAACCAGGAGAAGAUGAUCUACUAUCUCCUGUUGGACAGGAAGGAGCGUUACCCCAGUUACGAGGAUGAAGAUCUGCCGCCCCGAAAUGACGUAGCUGACCCCCCUCGUAAGCGUGUGGACUCUCCCAUGCUGACACGUCACAGCCGCUGCCGCCCGGAGAGAAAGAGCCUGGAGGUGUUGAGUGUGACCGAGCAGGGGUCUCCCACCCCACCACGCAGGGCCCUGGACACGGCCGCAAACGGCCAUAGGUCUCGCUCAGUCAGUGGGGCGUCCACCGGCCUUUCUUCCAGCCCUCUCAGCAGUCCCAGGGUUACUCCCCAGGGCUCUCCGCUGCCCACCCCCAUGGGCACCCCCGUCCACCACCCCUCCUCCAACCCUCCCUCAAACUCCUCCUCCUCGUCCUCCUCCUUGCGGGUGGAGGGAGGCGGAGGGGUGGGCUCCCUGUCCCUGACUCCUCCCUCCAGCCCCGGUGGGGGCGGCAUGGCAGCUAGCAGCUCCGCCCACUGGAGGACCCGCCUCAACUCGUUCAAGAACAACCUGCUGGGCUCGCCCCGCUUCCACCGCCGCAAGAUGCAGGUGCCCACAUCAGAGGAUAUGUCCAGGCUGACCCCUGAGUCCAGCCCUGAGCUGGCUAAGAAGUCGUGGUUUGGGAACUUCGUCAGCCUGGAGAAGGAGGAGCAGAUCUUUGUGGUGAUCAGAGACAAGCCGCUAAGCUCUGUGAAAGCAGACAUCGUCCACGCCUUCCUCUCUAUCCCCUCCCUCAGCCACAGCGUCAUCUGCCAGACCAGCUUCAGGGCCGAGUACAAGACUUCCGGCGGCCCCUCCGUCUUCCAGAAGCCUGUUGAGUUCCAGGUGGACAUUGCCUUCUCCGAGGGAGAGAGAGAGCGGGAUAGGGAGAAAACAGAGAGAGAAGGCAAGAGAGAGACAGGCAUCUACAGUGUGACAUUCACCCUCAUAUCAGGUCCUAGUCGCAGGUUCAAACGAGUGGUGGAGACCAUUCAGGCCCAGCUUCACAGCUCCCAUGAUCAGCCCGUGGGGGUCUCUGACCCCUUCCCAGAUGAGAAGAACAAUCGGCCCCACGGGACCCCCACUCUCCAGAGCUCCCGCCGCUCCGAGGGCGGAGGUGAUCGGUGUGAGUGGGGCGAGAGAGGCGACGGAGGAGGCAUCGGAGGCAGUGAGGGGGUCCUACAACGCAGAGGCUCUGGGAAGGAGAGGACCCAGCUACUGUCCUCCAACGGAACACAGUCCCAACCCUGAGAGAGAGAGAGAGACCAGUCGGGUAGCAGGUGUCCAAGCGCCAUUGGGGGAAAAAAGAAGACAAAUUGUCAAACAAAACCUCACACCCUCACAAACCGUGAUAUAUCUCCCAUUCUGCCCCGAGAAGAUGUCUCAACAAGUUGCUUUAAGCCCGAACACAUGCUGUCGUUUUUUUCUGUGUUGAAAUGUACAUUCAUUCAGUGAAUCAAGCAGGGAUCCAAUCCAGACCAGUAAUAAAACGUUUUUUUUAAAUGUCAAAAGGGAUUCAUGGAUGAGCUAGACACAUCAAAGGUCAAACUAGGAACUUUGCAGAAGCUCUAGUUUGCAUGGCAGUUAGCAAGUCAUUGUGCAAAAAUAUGUUUAAAAGUGACAAUAUGUAAAUUCACAUAGAAAUUUGAGUUAUAGAUCUAUCAUUCUACGUGGAAGCAAGUCUAAGAAGCGGUAGAUCUGUUCUGUGUGCAAUUUCUAUGCUUCCUGUUCUUAAGUUUUGUUUUUUGUUUUUGUGUCUUUUACUUUAGUUUUUUUUUACUGUACACCAGCUUCAAGCAGCUGUUUAGAUGGUAACAUUAUUCUCUACACGAUACUAACUUAUUUUGUCACAAACUGAAAGUUGGCAAACUGUUAGUGUUUUAGCAACCAGGAAAUGGCAGAGUGAUAUCUGCAGAGUGCAACUUCAAUAUAGAUGAUAAGAUCUGCUAGCGUACCAUGGAUGGUCCCGGAAAUCGAACCCAUUAUCCUGGCGUUACAAACGCCAUACUAUACCAACUGAGCUACAGAGGACCAAACCAAUAACUCAAGCCAAAAGAUAAGAACGCUUUGAACAAUCUUGUGACGGUUCUCAAAAUUACAGAACUCCCCCCUCCCCUGUACCUUUACCGCUCAGCAGCAAAGGAAACCUGAUGAAUACCUUGAUGUGCCCAACAUUGUACAUACAUUUACUCAAAAGACAAUGAAAGAUGAUGGAGACAUGUAGAACCCUCUUGCUUAUUAUCACAAACCACCCAUUCCAGAAGAUAGAACCUGCUGCCAAUUCAGCGAAUGAGUUUGAUAACACCUAAAGAUCCUGCUUUAAAAUUGAGAAAUUAUGUCCUUGAAAAAAAUACAUGUAAACUUUGUCUUCUGUUGUCAAGAAAUACGAAUUAAGCUAAAUUGAAUGUGAAGAAUAUUUUUUUUAAUUUAGGUUUAGUUAAGAUGAUUUAUAUAUUGAUUUCAGGGAUGUCGACACUCAGCGAAGAUAUAGGAGAGAAGAAUGACAUCGGGAAGAAUUGACAUCUUGGACAUACAGUAUCUGCUCCAGCAUCUGAAUGUGGAACCCAAGCCGAUGGGAAUUUAAAAGGUCAGAACGAAGUUGCCAUUGAGGUAUUUUGGAAUUAUUUUUGUAUUUUCUUUUUUUCUCAGAGUCAAAUACACCCAUACGUAGAAUGUAUGCACACAUGACUGUAAGUCGCUUUGGAUAAAAGCGUCAGCUAAAUGGCAUAUAUUAUUAUUAUUAUAUAUUAUUACAAUGUAACCAAGAUGUAUUCAUUGGAAACCUUUUGCUCUGAAGAAAAGUAUUUUUGAUUUGAUGAGAAAUAUGAAAAUAUAUUUUAAAAGACAUGGGCAAGCAGUUGGAUUGGACCACUGUUUGUCCGUGACUCAAUAAUGAACCAAGUGAUAGAUCCUCUGCACCCAUGUCCACCUUACUAUCUCCACUCAACAAGCAUGAUGAUCAUGUAUCACAACAGUAUUAUGUGAUAGAGACUAGACACAUUACCAGUCUUUCUUACUGCACAAUAUGCAACAGAUGCAGAAUGUUUCCUUGUAAUGUAUUUAUGUAUUUAUUUACUUGUUUUAUUUACUGUAUGUAUUUAUUAAUAUAUUAUUUAUUUAGGAAAUUCAUAUUGCACCAACAAAUACUGUACCAGUAAAAGUUUGGACACCCCUACUUAUUCCAGGGAAUAAUGGUGAAGACUAUAAAAUAACACAUAUGGAAUCAUGUAGUUAGCAAAAAAAGUGUUAAACAAUUCCAAAUAUAUUUUCGAUUUUAGACUGAAGAAUGUACAUUUUGAUUUGUUGAACACUUUUUUUGCUUACUACAUGAUUCCACGUGUGUUAUUUCAUAGUUUUGAUGUCUUCACUAAUUAUUCUACAACGUAGAAAAUAGUAAAUAUAAAGAAAAACCCUUGAUGAGUCGACGUUCCCAAACAUUUGACUGGUACUGUACUACAGGAUCUAAUGCACUUUAUAUCUUUGAUUUCUUUCUCUUUCCCAUGACACCAAUAUUGUUUUAAGAUCAUGAACUUUGAACUAUUACACUCCUUUCCACCUUUCUGUCUAAAUGUUAGAUUCUAUUGUAUGAGUUAGUUAUAAACACUGAGGAUACCAAACAUUAGGAACACCUUCCAAAUAUUGAGUUGCACCCCCCCCCCUUUUUCCCAUGAUAACAGCCUCAAUUCGUUGGGACAUGGACUCUACAAGGUGUCGCAAGCAUUCCACAGGGAUGCUGGCCCAUGUUGACUCCAAUGCUUCCCACAGUUGAGUCAAGUUGGCUGGAUGGCCUUUGGGUGGUGGACCAUUCUUGAUACACAGAGGAAACUGUUGACCGUGAAAAACCCAGCAGUGUUUCAGUUUUUGACACAUACUGGUGCGCCUGGCACCUACUACCAUACCCCGUUCAAAGACCCUUAAAUCUUUUGUCUUGAACAUUCACCCUCUGAAUGGCGCAAUUCAUGUCUCAAUUGUCUCAAGGCUUAAAAAUCCUUCUUUAACCUGUCUCCUCCCCUUCAUCUACACUGAUUGAAGUGGAUUUAACAUGUGACAAUAAGGGAUCAUAGCUUUCACCUGGAUUCACCUGGUCAGUCUAUGUCAUGGAAAGAUAAAUAAAAAUGUUUUGUAUA
This is a messenger RNA of Oncorhynchus keta (chum salmon), 6280 nucleotides long. Its product is annotated as serine/threonine-protein kinase BRSK2-like. Gene Ontology annotation, cellular component: cytoplasm. Gene Ontology annotation, molecular function: ATP binding; protein serine/threonine kinase activity; tau-protein kinase activity. The transcript has 19 exons. Lineage: Eukaryota; Metazoa; Chordata; Actinopteri; Salmoniformes; Salmonidae. The record is from RefSeq and is a predicted model, not a curated record. Bases 1176 to 3404 code for a protein of 742 amino acids. Gene Ontology annotation, biological process: protein phosphorylation; intracellular signal transduction; microtubule cytoskeleton organization.